Messenger RNA from Macroventuria anomochaeta, 1630 nucleotides. Its product is annotated as peptidase M24. The coding region runs from base 36 to 1454 and encodes 472 amino acids. Lineage: Eukaryota; Fungi; Ascomycota; Dothideomycetes; Pleosporales; Didymellaceae. The record is from RefSeq and is a predicted model, not a curated record. The transcript is spliced from 2 exons.
CAUCCUCCAGUCUUGAAACACCAACAUUUCUCGCCAUGAAAGAGACGUUGCUACCCUAUCAUGCGCCGGGACCCCAAGCGAGGGUCAAUACAGUUGCGCGAUGGGUGUUCUGCAUUGCUGCAGUGACAUUGCUAUUUACCUGGAACUAUGCCGCGUACAAUGAUCAUCCAACACCCCUCAUAAGAUCAAAGAAAGACGAGUUUAAGAAGUGUUCCGUUGACACAUACCGUGCCACCGGCCUCAAGUUCCUUGACACUGCCGAAAGACCGCCUGUCGAAGAGUAUGUCCUACGAAGGAACAACCUUGCCAAAGCUCUUGCAGUAGAGGAGAUCGAUGCAUUCGUGGUCGAGCCUGGGUAUACAUUCAGCUACUACGCAAACGUUACACAGCCUCAAUGGGAAGUUUGGGAACCAGAAGAGCGUCCAUUUGUCAUGGUCAUCCGACCUGAGAAAUUGUCAGAUGGCAGUGUCGUCGCAAACACUUCUUUCCUCGUUCCACACUUUGAGGAGACACGUGCUAGGUUGUUGAACAUGCCUUUCGAGGAAGACAUCCACGCCGUCACGUAUGAAGAGCAUUGGAACUACUACACUACCUUGUACGAGUCGGAGAUCUGGGGGGAGACGCUGGCGCCGAAACUGAUGGUCGAUGAAGAGAUGCGUGACUUCAUUCAGCGUGGCUUCGCAACCAAUGGCUUUACUGUUGUUGGCUUGAGCGGCGAGGUCGAGGCUGUUCGCCAGAUCAAGACAGAUCGUGAACUUGGCAUACUGAGAGCUGUCAAUACUGGCACUGUCGAAGCCAUACGAGCCAUGCGCCAAUGUCUCUACGUAGGUGUUACCGAAAACGAGGUGGCGGAGGUACUCGAUGACACGAUGAGGGCAGCGGGUAUGGACCCGUUCUUCGACAUUGUAGAGUUUGGCAAGAGCGCUGCGUUACCACACGGUGGUUAUGAUGGCAGCAGAAAGCUCGAACCGGGUAUGUUCGUGCUUAUCGACGUUGGUUCACAUCUGUAUGGGUACAGCAGCGAUGUGUGUCGUACGUUCUACCCGUCGUUUGUGCCGAAUCCACCACCUUCGAAGUACAACGUCACUGAGCAGUUGCGCGUCUGGCAAGUCGUACUUGAUGCUCAGGAUGCAGCUGUCAAGGCUAUGGUGCCGGAUGGGACUGCCGCGGCGGUAGACAUAGCUGCUCGAGAGGUUAUUGCAGGCGCAGGCUACGAAAAGGAGUUCACUCACCGUCUCGGCCACGGCAUUGGCAUCAAGGCUCACGAGAGUCCGUACCUCAACAAAGGUAAUUUUGGGGCGACACUGCGCCCUGGCAUGGUCUUCACAGCCGAGCCAGGUGUGUAUGUGCUGAACGACUUCGGAGUCCGUCACGAGGAUAUCUUGGUAGUGAAAGAGGAUGGCGAGGCGGAGAACAUCAGUGGAGGGUUUGCAAAAAGCCCGUGGGAACCUUGAGCAAUUGAACGGGCGAUCAUCUGGACACAUGUGCAGCAAACAGCUUCACUUACAUAGCAGGCGCCCGCGCUCUCAUUGAGUCCGCCCCUCGACCGUUCGCUACGGGGGACCCGCAUUAGUCGCGCAGUUCUCGAUAUAUAAGCCUGCUUCACCUCCACUACGCACUCUCACAACUG